Messenger RNA from Strongylocentrotus purpuratus (purple sea urchin), 737 nucleotides. Its product is annotated as receptor-like kinase LIP2. Gene Ontology annotation, biological process: cell differentiation; protein phosphorylation; cell surface receptor protein tyrosine kinase signaling pathway. The coding region runs from base 69 to 569 and encodes 166 amino acids. Gene Ontology annotation, cellular component: extrinsic component of cytoplasmic side of plasma membrane. The record is from RefSeq and is a predicted model, not a curated record. The transcript has 4 exons. Lineage: Eukaryota; Metazoa; Echinodermata; Echinoidea; Camarodonta; Strongylocentrotidae. Gene Ontology annotation, molecular function: non-membrane spanning protein tyrosine kinase activity; signaling receptor binding; ATP binding.
UAAGAAACAUCUCACUAUUUGUUUUUCACAGAAAAGGAAGAAAUGUAUCUCAUGAGGCAAACGACAACAUGGCGUUUGAGAUGAUUCAGAACGGAGAUAGAGCAUACACAUCUCUCAAACUCGGUCCAUCCCACUCUCCCAUCAUUGCUCCUGAAAACCUGACGUUCUUCACCAGACUCGGUUCGAUUGGACGGGGUGACUUCGGUGGGGUAUGGAAGGGAGAACUCCGCUCGAAUCAAAGUCAAGUAGACGUCGGUAUAAGGCAGAUUCCAGAUCAAGUGACCAAAUCAAAUAACGUUCUUGAAGCUGUGAAGGUCCUUUCUGAGCUACCGGAUCAACCGAAUGUUGUCAAGUGCCUCGGAUAUUGUCAAGAACAAGGUAGCAUUAUGUAUGAGUUCAUCUGUGGGGGUACCCUACUUACCCAUCUACAGACCACAGGGGUGCAAUCCCAGCCCACAUACAGCAAUCUCAAACCAAAGAGGGUUCGUAUCGAUGAAGCUAGUCUACUCAACCUGGCUUGGCAAAUCGCAAAAGGGAUGCAGUAUCUUGCAUCGAAGAAGGUAACCUGAUUUAAUGACUUGCAAUAAGAGAGAAGGUACUAAAGAAAAGGGGAACCGAUGGGAGGGGAUAGGAGAGAAAAAUAUGGGAAAAUGGAAGCAUGGGUGAAAAGGAGCUGCAUAGAUGAAAGUAGUCCACUAAACUUUGCUAGGAAAUACGUCAGAGAGAUACAGUUUCUU